Messenger RNA from Melanotaenia boesemani (Boeseman's rainbowfish), 2238 nucleotides. RefSeq names its product ASPSCR1 tether for SLC2A4, UBX domain containing (gene aspscr1). Gene Ontology annotation, biological process: signal transduction. Gene Ontology annotation, molecular function: protein binding. The transcript is spliced from 17 exons. Lineage: Eukaryota; Metazoa; Chordata; Actinopteri; Atheriniformes; Melanotaeniidae. The record is from RefSeq and is a predicted model, not a curated record. Bases 10 to 1800 code for a protein of 596 amino acids.
CUAAACACAAUGGCAGCCAGUGGCUCAGCAGUAACGGUUCUAACUCCAAAUGGACGAAGGCAAACCAUUAAAGUGUCUCCAAACACACCGUUAUUGCAGGUGCUUGAAGACGCCUGCAAAAAACAUGGAUUUAAUCCAGACGACCACGGUCUGAAGUUUCAGAGGACUGUUCUCGACUUGACGUUGCCAUGGAGGUUUGCAAACCUUCCCAACAAUGCUAAACUGGAAAUGGUGGCGAGUACAAGGAAACAAGGUGUAGCUGACAGCCAGGUGCGGAUUGCGCUUCAGAUGGAGGAUGGCUCUCGGCUCCAAGACUCCUUCUCAUGUGGACAGAGUUUGUGGGAACUGAUCGCACAUUUUCCCCAGAUCAGUGGGCCAGAGCUGUCUGAAUCAGGAGCCACUCCUGUGUGUGUUUACAUGCGAGACGAGGUUUGUGGUGAAGAAGCACUAAAGAAAACCACUCUGAAGUCUCUCGGUCUUACAGGAGGAAGUGCUAUUGUCAGGUUUCUACUUAAAAAGGACAAAACCUCAGGGGAGGAAAAUGAAGCUGCUGCUAUGCCAAUUAUACCUGUUGCCAAGGAAAUCAUGCCUGGUCCAUCGUUUCCAGAGAUGUCAACAACAACAGUGCCAGUUAAGAGUCUAAGUCCCCAUCAGCCAAUGGAAACCCUGUCUGGAUCAACCGCUGCCACUACAACCGCCAUUCCUGCUCAACAGGAAGAUGUUCCAGACACUCAGGAUGCAGUUCGGCCUAAAGGCCCUCCCACAGGAAGUCAAACGCCAGUCGAGGAUGAACAGGAAGCAGGGCCAUCAAAACUACAGAGUCACCCUUCUUCUUCUGCUUCCACACCUCCAUUCAUUCCCUUUUCUGGUGGUGGUCAGCGGCUCGGAGGUGAAGGGGGAGGAACAGGAGGACGGUCACUUUCUUCAUCAUCAUCCUCAUCUUUGUCAGGUCUGAGUAUCACAGUGGAUUCCCCCAAAGCCAAAAAAGCCAAACCAAGCCUCAGUUCUAGCACUAAGCAUAAAGCCACUGCCAAGUCGCAAGAUCAGGAUUUGGAACAUGAGGAGUAUUUGGAGCCAGUUGAGAGGGAGCCUCUCAUCUACCACCUGGAUUCAAUGCCCCAUCACUCUGAGAACCAUGAGGAUCUGCCUGAUGAGUUCUUUGAAGUGACAGUGGAUGAUGUGCGGAAGCGCUUCGCCCAGUUGAAAAGUGAGAGGAAGUUAUUAGAAGAGGCUCCACUUAUGACUAAAUCUCUGAGAGAAGCCCAGAUGAAGGAGAAGAUGGAGAGAUAUCCCAAAGUUGUCUUGAGGGUCCAGUUUCCAGACAGACAUGUUCUACAGGGCUUCUUCAGGCCCCUUGAAACAGUUGGUGCUGUGAGACACUUUGUGAGGAGUCACUUAGAGGAUUCUCAGCUAAGUUUCUAUCUGUUCAUCACCCCUCCGAGAACUGUUCUGGAUGACUCUUCAGCCACGCUCAUCCAGGCCGACUUGUUUCCUGGUGCACUGGUGUACUUUGGCUCCGACGUCAGGACAGAUUCUUACAUAAAGAGAGAACUGCUUGAAGCCUCCGUCACAGCCUUCCAAGCAAAUGAGUCCCUGGCAAGCUGCAUGCUCAGGUCCUCAGAACCAUCCUCCAGCUCUGUGAGCAUCGAGGAACCACCGCCUUCCUCUGAACCUACAGCGGACACCAGUGGGUCUACACAGGAACAUCAAGACCCACCUGCACAGACCCAGGCUGCUAAACCCACCAGAUCUGACCCGGACAAGGUGCCCAAGUGGCUCAAGCUUCCAGGUAAGAAAUAAGACUUCUGCUGCGUGCUGACGGGAAGACUCAGUGAUGCACUUAGACCUUCACAACGCUACAAAGGCUUAACUUCGCAACCACAGUGGACUUAAUCCAUCAUGGGGGAGACGCUUUAUUUGGCUAAGAUUGUGAUGUUUCAUUCCAGAGAGUGCUGUGAAAGCUGAAGAAAUGAUGAACUGCAAAGUAAAUAAAGAUUGUUGUAUUAAAAAGUCUUGAGUACUGUUUUAGUCUUUUAUAUGAGUUUAAAUUUAGAUACCAUUUAGUAGAAAUGUAUCAAGGCAAAGGAAGGUUUAGAGAUGGUCCAAUUUUUUUGUUCUGUACACUUAAAAGAUUGUGCAUUCAUUAUUCACUAAUUUACACACUGUGGCUUUUUAUAGCAUUAAAGGGUAUUAUAUUUAUAACUCCUGUUAAUGAUGAGAACUGCUCUCCUCCAAACU